UCUGAUAAUGCAGAGGAGGAGGGAGGCAACACCGCUGCUGAGAGGUCAACGGGUACAAGUUGCUUUCUUCAGGCAGCCACAAUGUUGUCCAAGAAGGAGAAAACGUUAAUUAAAGAAAUGUUGGAAAGACUGACUCCUGUGGCUGCAGAGAUUGGGGCAGAUGCGCUCCUUAGGAUGUUUGCUGCUUAUCCAGGCACCAAGACAUACUUUUCCCAUCUAGACAUCAGUCCCAACUCUUCCCAUCUGCUCGCUCACGGGAAGAAGAUAGUCCUGGCUAUAGUGGAGGGAGCCCAAGACAUCAGCCAGCUAACUGUCACCCUGGCUCCCCUGCAGACUCUGCAUGCCUACCAGCUCCGGAUAGACCCAACCAACUUCAAGCUGCUGUCACACAGUAUGCUCGUCACCCUUGCCUGUCACUUGGGCGAUGAAUUCACACCUGUUGCACAUGCCGCAAUGGACAAGUACCUGUCAGCAUUUGCAGCUGUGCUCGCCGAGAAAUACAGAUAAGACUUGACCACAGGGUUUCCAGGAAGCGUAAGAGGAAUUUAGGAUGCCUUGUAAUAUAAUUUUUUUUUUUCUUUGUAUGUAUGUGUCACUGUUGUUAUGUUGUUUAAUUUUGUAAUGGUCAAAAAUGUGCAAUUAAAGUGUUACUUUUUGUGUUGUUGUUUUUCCAAAUUAAACCUGGU
Messenger RNA from Archocentrus centrarchus (flier cichlid), 686 nucleotides. It is a transcript of the gene hbae4, whose product is annotated as hemoglobin alpha embryonic-4. Gene Ontology annotation, molecular function: oxygen carrier activity; haptoglobin binding; oxygen binding. Gene Ontology annotation, biological process: hydrogen peroxide catabolic process; oxygen transport. The record is from RefSeq and is a predicted model, not a curated record. The transcript has 4 exons. Lineage: Eukaryota; Metazoa; Chordata; Actinopteri; Cichliformes; Cichlidae. Bases 82 to 507 code for a protein of 141 amino acids. Gene Ontology annotation, cellular component: hemoglobin complex; haptoglobin-hemoglobin complex; blood microparticle.